UUUCUUUACAGUUGCACAGCUGCUGGCACACAAGAAACAAAAGGACCCUUGAAAUAACUUCCUCAUGGAGGCAUGAGCAAAGAUUUCCAAUGAACAGAGAAAACGAAUAGCCACUGGGACCACACGUGUUCUGUAAACUGAUGUCACAGGGCAGAUAUGAAAAAGAUGGCUGAACGGAGUGGUUGUUAUAAGCCUGUAAACACACAGGGAAAUGAGCUCGGUUACCAAGGUUCGUGUCAAGAAAGUCCUGAAAAGGGGAUGAAAAGACUGCAAAAGCGAUUUCUCCACAAGGAUGGCAGCUGCAAUGUGUACUUCAAACACAUCUUUGGGGAAUGGGAGAGCUAUGUAGUAGACAUAUUUACCACGUUGGUGGACAUCAAGUGGCGCCAUAUGUUUGUGAUAUUCUCACUGUCCUACGUUCUUUCUUGGUUGUUCUUUGGACUAGUCUUUUGGCUGAUAGCAAUCCAACAUGGAGAUUUAUUCAACGAUGAAGGAAUAACCCCCUGUGUUGCAAAUGUCCAUAGCUUCACAGGAGCAUUCUUAUUCUCUCUUGAAACCCAAACGACCAUCGGUUACGGUUACCGCUGUGUUACAGAAGAGUGUUCUGUUGCAAUCCUCAUGGUUAUCCUACAGUCAGUAUUAAGCUGCAUUAUUGACACAUUCAUAAUUGGAGCAGCCUUGGCUAAAAUGGCUACAGCUCGAAAAAGAGCUCAAACCAUUCGUUUCAGCUACUAUGCUGUAGUAGGUUUAAGGGAUGACAAAUUUUGCCUGAUGUGGCGCAUUGGUGAUUUCCGGCCAAAUCACAUGGUUGAGGGCUCUGUACGAGCUCAGCUUCUGCGCUACCAGGAAGACAAGGAAGGGAGAAUGACAAUGGAAUACAAGGACUUGAAGUUGCUAAAUGACCAGAUCAUACUUGUUACUCCUGUAACAGUUGUACAUGAAAUUGAUAGUGAGAGCCCCUUGUAUGGUCUAGACCGGAAAGCUCUGGCCAAGGACAACUUUGAAAUCUUGGUUACGUUUGUCUACACAGGGGAUUCAACAGGAACUUCACAUCAGUCAAGAAGCUCCUAUGUCCCCAGAGAGAUUCUUUGGGGCCAUAGGUUUAACGAUGUCUUGCAUGUGAAGAAAAAAUACUAUAAAGUAGAUUGCUUACAGUUUGAAGAAACCACAGAAGUUUAUGCUCCUUACUGCAGUGCCAAGCAACUGGAUCGGAAAGAGCAAGAAUGGAACAGAACUGAGAAUACACUGGAAAGAGAAACAGAGACAUCAGCGCUGGAGAACAAGUCAUUUAGUACAGACCAAAAGUCAUUUAGUGCAGUUGCCCUGAUCACCAGUUGUGAAGAUCCAGAAGACGCAGUGACAACUGUCAAGCAGCCUUCUGCAGAAGUUUCUUAUCAGAAAGCAGCUGUGACCUUAAGUAGACUGUCACUGGAAUCCCAAAUCUAGCUUUCACUGCACUUAAAAUCACUUGCAAACUUCACCCAGCAUAGCUUUUAGAAUAAAAACAAUGAACAUAUGCACAAGUAUUUAUAUUAUAAACCUCACUCUGACAACAUGCCUACAUUGCAGUACAGAGCUCAGCUGCUGGAAUGAGCUUCAUACUGGUUAGCGUGGGUAUCAGUAACAGAUUAGCAUUGGCACAGUAAAACAGCUUACACUGGGUUGACUAGACAGCUACUGUACUUGAGCAAACUUAUUCUCAACUCUUUACUACCCCACAGGGAUCAAUGUUGGACAUGCCAAGAGAGAGAUAAUGAUCUAGUCAGGGAACAAAAACAAUAUAGUGUGCCCUGUAGGUCAGACUUUUCGAAGCUGCUUAAUUUAUUUGGAAACCCAGCUCCCAAUCACUCUGAAACUCCCCCACCAUCAGAGCAAACAAUUGCUCUUCCAUGACAAAGGCACUCCUCCAGCAGUUCAAAUGAAGCCCCUGUCCAGGAGUCAUAUUGGUAAAUG
Messenger RNA from Struthio camelus australis, 1953 nucleotides. RefSeq names its product potassium inwardly rectifying channel subfamily J member 16 (gene KCNJ16). Gene Ontology annotation, biological process: potassium ion import across plasma membrane; regulation of monoatomic ion transmembrane transport. Lineage: Eukaryota; Metazoa; Chordata; Aves; Struthioniformes; Struthionidae. The record is from RefSeq and is a predicted model, not a curated record. Gene Ontology annotation, cellular component: plasma membrane. Gene Ontology annotation, molecular function: inward rectifier potassium channel activity.